AUGGAAUUUCUGAGCACCAAAUUUAUUCUGCCUAGCCACGAAGCGGCAAUCCUUUCUCAGCAAACGCCGGCCCUGAAGAAAAUCAAGGCGUCUAUCCGCUCCCGAAACAAGCGUGCCUGGGUGUCAGAGAAUACUGAAUGCUUUCGAAGCGAAGGCCUCCACGCACUUCGUUCAGAAAACCCCUGGAGACCCGUCAUUACUAUCGAGGAUGGGCGUUCGUCGAACAUACAUGAAGUAUGGCUCGGGUUCGACAGGCAGAAUCCUGACCAGAAGGCGUCAGGAUUCCAAUUAUACGAGGAAAAUGUGUGUGCCAUUACAAUCGAGGCGUGGUAUCAGCCCGUCGUGAGGAAGAGCAAGAAGACACUGCUUGGAAGUGCUACAUACUCGUUGGUCGAGCUCGAUGCUGAGAUACAUAUCGAGCUCGUCCCUCAGCAUAACAACAUCAGCGCUGACUCAGCUUCAUCACCUAUCAUAUUCCUCCGCCUAAAUCCCGUGACCGACUCUUCCCCGACGCAUACCCUCCAACUCUUACCAGUACCAGACAUCGUCCACUCCCUACCACCGUCUCCAGAUCCCCACCAUCUCAGCCCAAACAUCCUGGGACUUUCGAUGACGCCGAGCAGUGGCAGUGGGAGCGGCAACAACACUCCCCGUGGAGGCUACGACGACAUCUUCGAGCCCCUCCUCGUCUCACCAUCCAGCUCCCUCCUCAGCCCACUGACGGUCCCCAGCCCGCUCCCCCAAUACAGCGAUAUAGACGAGCCUCUCCCAGAGUUCAACUUCGCGGAACGCGUCGUCUUGUCUUUUACGAUCUACCAGGAACUCAAAUGUGCAAAGCUGGAGAAGGAUUUCGAGGUUGCGUUUGGGAAGCAGCAGGAGGAGUGGACUUAUGUUGCUGGUUUGCUCCUAGCACUAGUACUCAUCGCAGUAAACACCGCCGUCUUUGCCACCACCCCCGACUCCCAAUUUGCCGUGUCCUCCUCUGCCCGACUAACCAUAGCAGCCUCCGCUACCGCAUUUGGCUUCGGACUUAUCUGCGACGUCUGGUUCAUCAGCCGAUAUCGGUUCGGCCCUACUUCCACUCUCACGCAGAGGUCCCUUGACCUCUUCGGGACCUAUUUCUUCUUUGCGUUCUCCGCAAGGAUACCGAUGAUUUGCCUGCUGGUGUCUUCGGUAUGGUUGCUGGUGUUUCUGGGUAUUAUGGCGUGUAUGGUGAGUGUGGAUGUGGUGCUUGUGGUGGGGGUGAUUGUUGGGCUGGGGAUGACGGUGGAGGUUUGGGUGUGGGGUGGGGUAUUGGUGUGUGAGGAGGGUGAGGUGGGUGUUUGGGGGGAAGUGGGUGACGUGCGCGGGUGCAGUUUCGCGUAG
Desarmillaria tabescens is the source of this 1365-nucleotide messenger RNA. RefSeq lists its product as uncharacterized. The record is from RefSeq and is a predicted model, not a curated record. The transcript is spliced from 7 exons. NCBI's taxonomy places the organism in Eukaryota, Fungi, Basidiomycota, Agaricomycetes, Agaricales, Physalacriaceae. Bases 1 to 1365 code for a protein of 454 amino acids.